Messenger RNA from Suncus etruscus (white-toothed pygmy shrew), 1430 nucleotides. It is a transcript of the gene IGFBP1, whose product is annotated as insulin like growth factor binding protein 1. Gene Ontology annotation, biological process: regulation of insulin-like growth factor receptor signaling pathway. The record is from RefSeq and is a predicted model, not a curated record. Gene Ontology annotation, molecular function: insulin-like growth factor II binding; insulin-like growth factor I binding. The transcript has 4 exons. NCBI's taxonomy places the organism in Eukaryota, Metazoa, Chordata, Mammalia, Eulipotyphla, Soricidae. Gene Ontology annotation, cellular component: extracellular region. The coding region runs from base 85 to 885 and encodes 266 amino acids.
AGCAGCGCUUUGACUCCGGCUCUUCGGCCACCGCGUCCCGCAGCGCUCCGAGCACCUGCUCCGUGUUUUUCUGUCCGUCCGGCCAUGCCCGACGUCCCGCUGCUCCCCGCGCUUCUGCUGGCCGUGCAGCUCUGCGCCUCGGCGGCGCACACCUCCCAGCCCCAGCCCCCGCCGUGGCGCUGCGCACCCUGCUCGGCUGAGAAGCUGGCGCUCUGCUCGCCGGUGCCCGCCUCGUGCCCUGAGAUCGCCCGGCCCGCGGGCUGCGGCUGCUGCCCCAUGUGCGCCCUGCAGCUCGGCGCGUCCUGCGGCGUGGCCACUGCGCGCUGUGCCCGCGGGCUCACCUGCCGGCCCCGGCCCGGGGAGCUCCGGCCCCUGCGUGCCCUCACCCGCGGCCAGGGAGCCUGCAUGCGGGAGGCCGACGCUCUGGCCAGCGCUGAGACCACAGAUGAUACAGACCGUGCUGUGGAGAGCACCACACCUGGCAGCUCUGAAGUGACUCAGGAUCACCUGCGCAGUGCCCAGCUUGCGACAACCUCAAGUGAAGACCUCCCCAUUCUUUGGAAUGCUGUGAGCAAUUACGAGAACAUUCGGGCCAGGGGCAUCACCAACGUUGAGAACAACAAGGAGCCCUGCCGACAGGACCUCUAUAAGGUGCUGGACAGAUUAGCUAAAGAGCAGCAGAAGAUUGGUGAAGAUCUCCACAAAUUUUACCUGCCCAAUUGCAACAAGAAUGGAUUCUAUCAUACCAAACAGUGUGAAACGUCUCUGGAUGGAGAGCCGGUGCUCUGCUGGUGUGUCUACCCUUGGAAUGGGAAGCAGAUUCGGGGGUCCUUGGAGACCAUAGGGGACCCCAACUGCCAUCAGUAUUCUAACUCGCGGCACUGAAUAUGGCUGCAAUCUAUUUUUGUCCCACAUGGGAAAUAUUUAAGUAUAUAAUAUAUUUAUACUCUUGGACACGUACACACUUAAAAUGUAUAUGUAUAUGUAUUUGUAUAUAUAUAGGGCCCACUUUUUAUACUACACAUGUACUUGAUAUAUAAAGCUAUAGUUUAUUUAUUCACUCUUAAAUUUUUUUCUACACAAUAACUGGCAUGAUAUUAAUGUAUGUCAUGAAAUGCCAUUCACCACUUGGCCUGUAAAUACUUGUAUUUUAACUCUUUGAGAGCCUUGCUUCUAAUUUUAAUGGCAGAAAAACACAAAAUGAAAUGCCAAGUGGUGAAUUCCCUCCCCCCCUCCCAAGUGGUUUUGAGGGGUUUGAAUUAACUGUGUCAGAGAAUGAUUCCACCUAAAGGUUCCAGGGAUCUGCUUUUGGUGACAACAUUGGCAGGGAAAGUUAGAGUGUUAAUGAUGUGAUCAAGCCUAAAGUUAUUCUAUGUUAAGCGAUGUUGUCAGGAAACUUGUUUGAAAUAAAUGUUCCACAUGGGAGCAUC